UGCAGCCGCCCUGUCUGGCCGUCCACUCCAGCGGUGGCCGAGGCAGUCCCGGGGCUCUGCAGCUGUGCUACCAGGACCCAGCGAAGCCAGGACCCACAACGCCCAGAGUGCAGGAGGGGAGUCCGGCCAGGAGUACGUAAGGACAUGUUAGCUGUGCACUUUGACAAGCCGGGAGGACCGGAGAACCUCUACCUGAAGGAGGUGGCCAAGCCGAGCCCAGGAGAGGGUGAAGUCCUCCUGAAGGUGGUGGCCAGCGCCCUGAACAGGGCGGACCUACUCCAGAGACAAGGUGGAUAUGCCCCACCUCCAGGAGCCAGCAGCAUUUUGGGACUCGAGGCCUCUGGACGCGUGGCAGAGCUGGGGCCUGGCUGCCAGGGACACUGGAAGAUCGGGGACUCGGCCAUGGCUCUGCUGCCUGGUGGAGGCCAGGCUCAGUAUGUCACCAUCCCUGAAGGGCUCCUCAUACCCAUCCCAGAGGGACUGACCCUGACUCAGGCUGCAGCCAUCCCAGAAGCCUGGCUCACUGCCUUCCAGCUGUUGUAUCUUUUGGGAAAUGUCCAAGCUGGAGACACUGUGCUAAUCCAUGCAGGAGCCAGUGGUGUGGGUACAGCUGCCAUCCAACUUGCCCGGUUGGCUGGAGCUAUUCCUCUGGUCACAGCUGGCUCCCUGCCCAAGUUACAAAUGGCAGAGAAGCUCGGAGCAGCUGCUGGAUUUAAUUACAAAGAAGAGGAUUUUUGUGAAGCAACGCUCAGAUUCACCAAAGGUGCUGGAGUUAACCUGAUUCUAGACUGCAUAGGUGGAUCCUACUGGGAGAAGAACGUCAACUGUCUGGCUCUUGAUGGUCGCUGGCUUCUCUAUGGUCUGAUGGGAGGAGAUAAUGUCAGUGGGCCUUUGCUUUCGAAGCUACUUUUUAAACGAGGAAGUCUGAUUACCAGUCUGCUGAGAUCUAGGGACAAAAAGUACAAGGAAAUGCUGGUGAAAGCAUUCACGGAGCAGAUUCUGCCCCACUUUUCCACGGAGGGCCCCCAACGUCUCUUGCCGGUUCUGGACAGAGUCUACCCAAUGACUGAAAUUCAAAAGGCCCACGAGCACAUGGAAUCUAACAAGAACCUGGGCAAAAUCGUCCUGGAGCUGCCCCAGUGAAGAGGGCGCAGGACAGGUCACGGCCACGCCCGGGCUUCCUGGGGGAAACCUGGAGAAAAUGCACAGUACGCAAGCAAGGGCCUGGCUGCUUCUGCCAGGUCUGCCUCGUCGACUGAUCCGGGUAAAGUCGGUCAAAGGAAAUAAA
Molecule: messenger RNA, 1288 nt
Organism: Tupaia belangeri chinensis (Chinese tree shrew)
Lineage: Eukaryota; Metazoa; Chordata; Mammalia; Scandentia; Tupaiidae
Gene: TP53I3
Product: tumor protein p53 inducible protein 3
Exons: 6
Coding region: 145-1143 (332 amino acids)
Molecular function (GO): quinone binding; NADPH binding; quinone reductase (NADPH) activity
Source: RefSeq, a predicted model, not a curated record